GCUCUCGUAGUGAGCUAGCGCGAGGCUGUGUGGUCUUCUAUAGAGAGGAAGCGCGAGGCCGUUAGUGAGACUGACUGUGGAGAACAGACGACAGGACAAACAUUUAAGAAGGUGUGGUGAUAUUUGAGUGACUUCAUAAUAAUGGCAAAGGGUGACCCAGGGAAGCCCAAGGGCAAGAUGUCCGCCUAUGCAUAUUUUGUGAAGACGUGUCGUGAAGAGCACAACAAGAAGAACCCUGGUGUCUCAGUUAACUUCUCAGAAUUUUCCAAGAAGUGCUCUGAGAGAUGGAAAACUAUGUCACCGAAAGAAAAGACUAAAUUUGAUGACCUGGCCAAAACGGACAAGGCCCGAUAUGACCAGGAAAUGAUGCACUACAAUCCAGGAAAGAAAGGCCAGAAGCAGAAGAAGGAUCCUAAUGCUCCAAGGCGGCCAGCGUCUGGAUUUUUCCUGUUCUGUUCAGAGCAGAGGCCUGCGAUCAAGGCUCAGAGCCCCAACCUGGGCAUUGGAGAUGUAGCCAAGAAACUUGGAGAGAUGUGGAACAAUCUGUCUGACUCUGAGAAGCAGCCUUUCCUAUCCAAGGCCAACAAACUGAAGGACAAGUAUCAGAAGGAUAUGGCGGACUACAAAAGAAAGGGAGAUAAAAGCGGAGGGGCGUCAUCUGCCAAAUCCAAACCCAAGGUUGAAGAUGAUGACGACGAAGAUGAAGACGACGAGGAGGAAGAAGAGGAUGAUGAUGAUGAUGACGACGAUGACUAAAGAACUUGUUUUCCCCCUAAUUGAGCAGUAAGUUAUUUGAUCGCUGCCAAUUAGUUUAAGUCUAAGAGGUCUUGAUGUCAAGGCUGCUAUACACUGAUCACCAGUAGACAAGCCCAAUGCAUGCAAGCUCUGACUUCAGACAACCAAAUUCUCAAUGCCGGGUUUGCUGGUGGUCCUGUUACAGCUUGCUAUUAAACUGCAUUGGCAAAAGCAAAAUAUUUCCACACCGUUCGACAAUAAACAAAGUGGUAGCAGUACAUACUCUUUUUAAAACUAUUUAAAGUGGUGUGUUUCUGUAUGGCUGUUGACUUAAAAGUUUUUUGUUUUGUUUUUUUAUUCUCCCAGCUUUCAAAAUGCACAAUUUGUGGAUAGAUUUAAGGUUUCAUUUUUUCCGUUCGGCCACAUCAGCUUCCUGCAUUGUUGAAAGGAUGUUUGUGGUGUGCGUUUAUAUUAUUUGUGUAAUUUUGAAUGAUUACAUUGAUAAUUUUAUGUGUGGAGAGUCUGGGGACAUUUUCAGCUUUAACCGGAGGCAAAUGAUCAAAUGCUGGGGAAAGCUCUUAUUUGCACCUUCAAUUGUUACCUUUUUUUUCUUUCUUUUUUUAUGUAUAGGUGACACUGUGAUUUGAAAUAAACAUGGCAUUUUUAGAUCUCAAAUGAUUCAUUUCACUUUCUUGUCUGCAAAAUGUUCAAUGUAGUAUGUAAAUACUUGGGGUAUUUUGUCAAUGUUAUCAAUAAAGUGAUAAAUGGUAGUUUC
Pimephales promelas (fathead minnow) is the source of this 1510-nucleotide messenger RNA. It is a transcript of the gene hmgb3b, whose product is annotated as high mobility group box 3b. Gene Ontology annotation, molecular function: DNA binding. Lineage: Eukaryota; Metazoa; Chordata; Actinopteri; Cypriniformes; Leuciscidae. The record is from RefSeq and is a predicted model, not a curated record. Gene Ontology annotation, cellular component: nucleus.